Messenger RNA from Ilex paraguariensis (yerba mate), 324 nucleotides. The record is from the annotation of a GenBank genome assembly. Lineage: Eukaryota; Viridiplantae; Streptophyta; Magnoliopsida; Aquifoliales; Aquifoliaceae.
AUGUUGAUUGCUGAUUAUGAUGGGUUUUCAGAGGACUUUACUAUUUCUCUUAAUUUGCCCUCUGAGUUUUUGUGCAUUUCUCGAUGCAACUGGAGGUCUAUGGAGAACUCAAGCGUUGGCCUCUUCAACAGCACUGGAUCUCAAGGAGGCGGCCAAGAGACUACACCCUUGACAGCCAUUACCCAGCUUGUUCAUCAUGGAAUGAUUUUUGUGCCUAUUGGCUACAUGUUUGGAGCUGGCAUGCUCGAGAUGGAGAAGAUUAAGGGUGGAUCACCAUAUGGUGCUGGAACUGCUGGAACUUUUGCUGGAGAUGGCUCUCAAUAG